CAACAUUGUUAACUUAACACCCAAUUAGUACAUUGUAAUACACUUCACUGACUUGUUUUGUUUCUUCUUGUCUUUCAGAAAAUGUCUUUUGCUCCCCUUUUCCGGUUCGAACCCUCUUCCUCCGAGCUCACCCUUCGCCCCUCUGAUGCCGCUGACGCAGUGGCAAGCAAACGCCAGGCCUCUACCACUGGGUCUCAGGUGAAGAGGAGUGAUGUGGUUCGAGCCGAGGCGAGGGCCAGAGCCCUGCAGAAGGGUGGCAUGUCAGGCGAGUUUGUGGCCUGUACCGUGGCCAAACUUUCCAGUGGCUGCUGGGAAAUGCGGUGGGGUACGCCGUCACCAUCUUGGCGUCCCACACCAGAUGGAGAGAGAGGGAGGGGACACCAGCAAGUCGCCCCUCAUGGAGAACAAGGACGCCCUCGCCUCCUACGCCGGGAUGUUCCCACCCAUGGUGACGGCCGUCGCCAGGCGUAGGUUGUGCAAGGGCUCCGCGUUUUCCAGGGGGCUGGACGACGCGCUGGUGGGGUUCGGGGUGCAUUCGCACCGGACCUACAAGUCCCUGUAUGGCGCGCGGGACCAAGAGAGUCGAACCGAGGCCCGGGCUCGCGCCACUGUGCCCGGGCGGGGGGGCGAGGCGCUUGUUGGCUUCGGGCAGUUCAAGGAGGACAUCCUGAAGGACCUGUAUGACUCCAAGGAGAAGGAGCGUCAGAAGGAGCUGCAGGCCCAGAUCAGGAAACUGAUUAACCCACCAGCACGGCCUGCAGCUCCAGCGGUGUCUUCCCUCAGAGACCAGCGCCCCUCGGUUCCGCCGCCCCCCACCACAGAGGUGACGGACGAGGAGCUGGUCCGGAUGGUCACUGACGUAGAAAUGGGAGACGCCAUGCGGGGAGGUCACCCUGGCACCGGAGCCGAAGAAGAAGAGGAGGAAGACGACGACGACGGGCGACAUGGAGCAGCCGGCAACGCCCACUCCUGCUCUGGCUGA
This is a messenger RNA of Gadus morhua (Atlantic cod), 982 nucleotides long. RefSeq lists its product as uncharacterized. The coding region runs from base 212 to 982 and encodes 256 amino acids. Lineage: Eukaryota; Metazoa; Chordata; Actinopteri; Gadiformes; Gadidae. The record is from RefSeq and is a predicted model, not a curated record. The transcript has 5 exons.